AGUGGCCCCUCCUCAGUCUCUCCGGCUUUGUACCCAGAGCUGAACCCACGCCGCGGCUACCUUGUCCAGGAUCGCUGGGCUGCUAAAUAUCGGAAAAUGGCCCUUCACGUUCCCAAAGCUCCGGGCUUUGCCCAAAUGUUGAAGGAUGGUGCCAAGCACUAUUCUGGACUUGAGGAGGCAGUCUUUCGUAACAUCAGAGCCUGUAAGGAGCUUUCUCAGACCACACGCACCGCCUAUGGUCCAAACGGUAUGAACAAAAUGGUCAUCAACCACUUGGAGAAGCUGUUUGUCACCAAUGAUGCUGCAACAAUUCUCAGAGAGCUUGAGGUGCAGCAUCCAGCAGCCAAAAUGAUUGUGAUGGCAUCCCACAUGCAAGAGCAGGAGGUCGGAGACGGUACAAACUUUGUCCUGGUGUUUGCCGGAGCUCUGCUGGAGCUGGCCGAAGAGCUGCUCAGGAUGGGCCUGUCCGUGUCAGAGGUGAUUGAAGGCUAUGAGAUGGCAUGUAGGAAGACUCUGGAGAUCCUGCCAGACUGCGUAUGUUCCUCAGCCAAGAACCUCCAUGAUGUUAAAGAGGCUACAUCUCUGAUCCGUACAGCAGUCAUGAGUAAACAGUAUGGCAAUGAAGAUUUCCUUGCCAGCCUCAUUGCACAGGCCUGUGUCUCCAUCUUGCCAGAGUCCGGCAAUUUCAAUGUUGAUAGCGUCAGAGUAUGCAAGAUUUUGGGUUGUGGGGUGACGGCAUCCUCCAUGCUACAUGGCAUGGUUUUUAAGAAGGAGGCAGAGGGUGACAUCACAUCUGUUAAAGAUGCAAAGAUUGCAAUCUUCUCCUGCCCCUUUGACUGCAUGGUGACAGAGACCAAGGGCACAGUGCUGAUAAACAAUGCACAGGAGCUCAUGGACUUCAGCAAGGGAGAGGAGGAUAUGAUGGAGGCCCAGGUGAAGGCCAUCAAGGAGACUGGUGCCAACGUGGUGGUUACUGGGGGGAAAGUGGCUGACAUGGCGCUACACUAUGCCAACAAGUACAAGCUCAUGGUGGUGAGGCUUAACUCCAAGUGGGACCUCAGGAGGUUAUGUAAGACUGUAGGAGCUGUAGCACUGCCCAGGAUGACGGCUCCAACUCCUGAGGAGAUGGGUCACUGUGACAGUGUGUACCUGACAGAGGUGGGGGACACUCAGGUGGUGGUCUUCAAACAUGAGAAAGAGGACUGUGCCAUCUCAACGGUGGUGGUCAGAGGUUCCACUGACAACCUGUUGGAUGACAUUGAGAGGGCUGUAGAUGAUGGAGUCAACACCUUCAAGGUUCUGGUCAGGGACAAGCGCCUGGUUCCUGGAGCAGGAGCCACUGAGAUUGAGCUGGCCAAACAGAUCACCUCAUAUGGAGAGUCCUGCCCUGGUCUGGAGCAGUAUUCCAUUAAAAAGUUUGCUGAGGCUUUCGAGGCGUUGCCACGUGCACUGGCUGAGAACUCUGGUGUGAAGGGGAGCGAGCUCAUCUCUAAACUGUACUCUGCACAUCACGAGGGAAACAAAAACAUGGGCUUUGACAUUGAGGGAGAGGGCCCCGCCUUGAAGGACAUGCUUGAAGGUGGCAUUAUGGAGCCUUACCUGGUCAAACACUGGGGCAUCAAACUGGCCACCAAUGCUGCCAUCACAGUACUUAGAGUUGAUCAGAUCAUCAUGGCUAAGGCUGCAGGGGGACCCAAGGCUCCCAAGCAGAGAGGCCAUUGGGACAAGGACGGUUGGGAUGAAGAGCCUGAUCAUUUUGAUACACAUCAUUAGAGGGCACACACAUACACACACCCUCUGUCAAUCAUCAUGGCCAAACCAGCAGGGGGACCCAAAGCUCCCCAGGGCAGGAAGGACUUCGACGAGGAUGACUGAAUGUGAUGUUGUCCAGUUGAUCCGACUUUUACCCUGAACGCUCCCACAUGGAUUCACAAAACCCUUUUCUACUUGUUUAUUUAAAGCUCAACAGUUCGGUUUAUUUUGUAGAAAUUGCCAUAAGGUGGUAAACACAGUCAUAUGUGAAAGUAAAAUGUUCAGAUGGCACUGUUUGCUUUUUAUGUUCUUAGUCCCAAAUAAAAGGCACUUGCGCUGUCACGUCUUA
Messenger RNA from Seriola aureovittata, 2101 nucleotides. It is a transcript of the gene cct8, whose product is annotated as chaperonin containing TCP1, subunit 8 (theta). The record is from RefSeq and is a predicted model, not a curated record. Gene Ontology annotation, biological process: protein folding. Gene Ontology annotation, cellular component: chaperonin-containing T-complex. The coding region runs from base 97 to 1773 and encodes 558 amino acids. The transcript has 16 exons. Lineage: Eukaryota; Metazoa; Chordata; Actinopteri; Carangiformes; Carangidae. Gene Ontology annotation, molecular function: ATP hydrolysis activity; ATP binding; ATP-dependent protein folding chaperone.